Molecule: messenger RNA, 1425 nt
Organism: Rosa chinensis
Lineage: Eukaryota; Viridiplantae; Streptophyta; Magnoliopsida; Rosales; Rosaceae
Product: cinnamoyl-CoA reductase-like SNL6
Exons: 5
Coding region: 176-1276 (366 amino acids)
Biological process (GO): steroid biosynthetic process
Molecular function (GO): 3-beta-hydroxy-Delta5-steroid dehydrogenase (NAD+) activity
Source: RefSeq, a predicted model, not a curated record
UCUGAAACUCAUCAUUCUUUUCCUACCUCGCCACGAAACCAAAAAACAAGAAAGAAGAAAACGACUAAGAAGCAGAGUACUACUAGCUUAAUUAAUCCAGCUCUUUACGAAGAAGAAGCAGAGCACUGCAGACUUAAUUAAUCAGCUCUUUCGGUUUUCUCUUGGAUCAAGUAAAAUGGGGAUUGCUCGUUUACAAGAGAGGGAAGAAGAUCACGAGCUAUUACAAGAGCUCCGCCGCAUGUUGGUCUCCUCCGCUGGCCAAGACAAACCACACCUUCCACAAAAGUGCUUCUCAUCCAAAAGCGCUUAUGAAGAUGACUCGGCAGAGAAGCUAGUCUGCGUCACAAGCGGCGUUUCCUUCUUGGGCCUCGCCGUCGUCAACCGCCUCCUCCUCCGCGGCUACUCCGUCCGCAUCAUCGUUAAUAACUCCUUGGACGUUGAGAAACUGAGGGAGAUGACGACGGCGAAUGUUAACGUCACUGUAGUUAUGGCGAAGCUAGCAGAAGUUGAAAGCUUAUCACAAGCAUUUCAGGGCUGUCGUGGCGUCUUCCACACCUCUGGAUUUACCGAUCCUGCUGGCCUUUCUGGGUACACUAAAUCCAUGGCUGAUAUCGAAGUGAAGGCCAGUGCGAAUGUGAUGAGGGCAUGUGCAGUGACACCUUCAGUAAGAAAAUGCGUGCUCACUUCUUCACUUUUAGCUUGUGUAUGGCAAGAGCAAGACAUUUCACAAAAUGACCUCUCCACAAUCCCUGUUAUCAACCAUGACUGCUGGAGCCAUGAGUCACUCUGCAUAGAAAAAAAGCUGUGGUAUGCUUUGGGGAAACUUAGAGCAGAGAAAGCUGCAUGGACAUUAGCCAAAGAAACUGGGUUAAAGCUCACUACAAUCUGCCCAGGUCUUAUUACUGGCCCUGAAUUUUUCUCUAGAAACCCAACGGCAACAAUUGCAUAUCUCAAAGGUGCCCAAGAGAUGUACCAAUGUGGCGUGCUAGCAACCGUGGAUGUGAUGAGACUGGCAGAAGUUCAUGUAAGUGUAUAUAAGGCGAUGAACAAGUCAGCAUUUGGUAGAUACAUUUGCUUUGAUAAAGUCAUUGAAACAGAGAAAGAGGCAGAGAAGCUAGCAAGGGAGACCAGUAUGUCAAAGAACAAGAUAUGCGGAAAUGAUGAAGAGUCUAGUAGUGUUCAUCAUCUUAGAUAUGAAUUGUCGAAUAAGAAGCUUACAAAUCUCUUGUCAAGAACACUAAGAAGUUGCUAUAACCAAAACCAGCAAUUCUAUUAAGUUCCAACAUGGGUUCUAGCCCUGUAUGUUCUGGUUUAGUAGCACACUGAAAGUUUUGGAAGCAUUUUAUGUGUAUUUCAGUAUAAUUCUCUUACUAAUACCACCAAUGUUAUCAUUUCAUAUCCAAUAAAAUAGAAGGGUUUUUAUCA